This is a messenger RNA of Knipowitschia caucasica, 1629 nucleotides long. The record is from the annotation of a GenBank genome assembly. Lineage: Eukaryota; Metazoa; Chordata; Actinopteri; Gobiiformes; Gobiidae.
AUGAUGUCUGUGUUCUGUGAAGUUCCUCAAGCUGCCCCCGUGGCUGUCUUCAAACUAACCCAGGACUUCAACAACGACCAGUUUCCAAAUAAAGUCAACCUUGGAGUUGGAGCCUACAGGACAGAUGAAGGCCUACCUUGGGUUUUGCCCGUGGUGAAGAAGGUGGAGAAACUCAUUGUCGAAGAUGACAAGUUAAACCAUGAAUAUCUCCCGAUCCUGGGUUUGCCUGAGUUCAGGUCCUCUGCCUCUAAGAUUGUCCUGGGAGAUGACAGUCCUGCGAUCAAAGAAAACAGGGUGGGCGCCGUUCAGUGUUUGGGAGGCACAGGCGCUUUGAAGAUGGGGGCAGACUUUCUGAGACGCUUCUAUAAUGGAAAUAACAACUCCAAAACUCCUGUUUAUGUGUCAGCUCCAACAUGGGAAAAUCACAAUGCUGUUUUUACAAAUGCUGGAUUCGAGGAUGUCCGUCCAUACAAGUAUUGGGAUGCCGAAAAGAGAGGUCUUGAUUUAACAGGUUUUCUUGGUGAUUUGGAGACUUGUCCAGAACGCUCCAUAUUUGUCUUGCAUGCAUGUGCCCAUAAUCCAACCGGCACUGAUCCCACACCAGAACAAUGGAUGCAAAUAGCAGCAGUAAUGAUGAGGAGGAAGCUGUUUGUCUUUUUUGACUCAGCGUACCAGGGAUUCGCUUCAGGAAAUUUGGAUAAAGACGCGUGGGCUGUGCGUUAUUUUGUUUCUCUUGGAUUUGAGAUGUUUUGUGCCCAAUCUUUUUCUAAAAACUUUGGCCUAUACAAUGAACGUGUUGGAAACUUGACAAUCGUGGCCCGGGACGUUGAUAACCUCAAGAGAAUAUUAUCUCAGAUGGAGAAGAUUGUGAGGACAACGUGGUCCAACCCGCCCUCACAGGGAGCGCGUGUGGUAGCUGUAACCCUGACCUCCUCUUCGCUCUUUCUGGAAUGGAAGGACAAUGUGAAGACGAUGGCCGACCGGGUGUUGCUGAUGAGGAGCCAUCUGAAAGCUCAGCUCCAGGCUCUGGGGACACCAGGGACAUGGGACCACAUCACAAACCAGAUUGGCAUGUUCAGCUUCACUGGCCUCAACCCGAGACAAGUGGAGUACAUGGUGAAGGAAAAGCACGUCUACCUAAUGGCCAGCGGGCGAAUCAACAUGUGCGGGCUGACGAGCAGAAACAUCAACUACGUAGCCCAGUCCAUCCAUGAAGCCAUCACCAGAAAGGUGGAGAAACUCAUUGUCGAAGAUGACAAGUUAAACCAUGAAUAUCUCCCGAUCCUGGGUUUGCCUGAGUUCAGGUCCUCUGCCUCUAAGAUUGUCCUGGGAGAUGACAGUCCUGCGAUCAAAGAAAACAGGGUGGGCGCCGUUCAGUGUUUGGGAGGCACAGGCGCUUUGAAGAUGGGGGCAGACUUUCUGAGACGCUUCUAUAAUGGAAAUAACAACUCCAAAACUCCUGUUUAUGUGUCAGCUCCAACAUGGGAAAAUCACAAUGCUGUUUUUACAAAUGCUGGAUUCGAGGAUGUCCGUCCAUACAAGUAUUGGGAUGCCGAAAAGAGAGGGAGCGCGUGUGGUAGCUGUAACCCUGACCUCCUCUUCGCUCUUUCUGGAAUGUCCCUCCCCUAA